GCACGUCAGUAACCGCCCCCCUCUCCAGGCCUUUUAAUUGGCUCCAAGACUCUUCGUUUCUUUCAGCGGGUUGGUGGACGGAGGGACAAGUGCAUGCGCUUUCCCUCCUUCCCGCUCCAAUGCCCAAUAAAGUGGCUCUUCGAAUAUUACAUUAGAAAAGCUCUGACGGUGCCCCUCCCUUUCUUCUUCUCAGCCUUCUGUUUCGGCUGUGGCAAGUGUGGCCAUCAACGUGGGGAGCGGAAGCUGUUCUGCUCCUCUUCGAACGAAUUGCGUUGAGGCAGGAACAGGAGUGAAAGCGCGCCCGCGGCGGCAGUUUAAGCCUGGACCUCUGCUACCCACAAGAGAACGGAAACGGCGGGUACCCAGUCGAACGUAAAGAGCACGCGAGGCUGCUGAGCGCGCCGAAUUCUCACUGCCCUUUCUCCUCUCCCCUCAACCAUUGAGGUUUUGGGGAUCGCUGACUGUCCUUAAGGAGACGCGACUGGUCAGUCCGUCAGUCAUAUCCGGUUUGAACCGGAGCGUGAGGAGGAGCUACCGCCGCCAUCGCCAUGGCAGAAACCGAGGAGAGGAGCUUAGACGACUUUUUCGCGAAGCGAGACAAAAAGAAACGGAAAGAGAAAAGCAGCCGAGGAAGUGCCGCUGCCGCGCCUUCCUCGGCUGCCUCUUCCAAUGCCCCUGCCGCGGGUGUGACUGGGGGAAGCCGGCAAGCAGAAGGCGCCCAUGGGGCCGCCUCUAAUGCUAACGCGGCCACUGGCACUGCUAAGGCGGCAAACAAGGAGGAGGAUGACUGGAAAGAAUUUGAGCAGGAAGAAAUAAUUGACUACAGUGGCCUCAGAGUUCAGUCCAUGCAAAUUAGUGAAAAAGAAGAAGAAGAAAGUGAUAAAAAAGAAGAACCAAGGGAUAACAGUGAGGAACCAGCUGGAAGUGUGGAGAAAUCAUCUGGUCCUUGGAAUAGGUCUGCUCCUACACAAAUACCUGUUGCUGAAAUUAUUGAAAAUCCAGAGCCAGUGCAAUCCAGUGGAGUAUAUAGGCCACCUGGUGCAAGAGAAGGCAGGACACGAAAAGUGCCACAAGGUCCCCCAGAGAUCUAUAGUGAUACACAAUUUCCAUCAUUGCAGUCCACUGCCAAGCAAGUAGAUACUAGAAAGGAUAAAGAAAUGGAGAAGAGCUUUGAAGUAGUAAAACACAAAAAUAGAGGUAGGGAUGAGGUUUCAAAAUCUCAGGCAACUAAACUUCAGCUAGACAACCAAUAUGCUGUGCUUGGGGAUCAGUAAAUCUGCACACAUAUUUCAAUUAAGGAAUGGUUGUUUGAUACCCUUCCACUCUUAAGGUAACUAAACUACACCAAUUAUGAACAUGCCGUCUUGUUUCUGCUGGAUCUUCUACAACAAGUGCAGACUACUUUGACGUAAGUGAUUGCUUUUCUGCACUUUGAAAGUAUACUUAAUUUGGUACACCUUUGUAUUAUAAGGGAAAUUAAUGUAAAUUGUUAAACAAGAGUUCCCGGUGUUUUGAUUCCUCUCCAGCCAGUGGUUAUUUCAAAUUUUUUUAUGUUCAGAUACUGAGCCUUCGUAAAGGUUGCCUACCUCAGACUUGCUGCACUCAUUGUGGAUACCAUGUGGAUCACAACUUCUGGAAAAGGUUACAACUCUUUGGUGGCCAUCUGAAACUCGAAACCAGCUCUACUGGAUUCCUCUAAGAAAUCCUGCAGAAGUCAGCCAUUUGAGUUGAUAAUAUAAAUAACAAAUUUAAGUGACCUUAAAUGUGCCCCAUUUAUUAUAUCCUUUCACAUGUAGCCAUAAUUUACUAGGAACCUUUAAUGCACAAAGAUUUUAAAAAAAUAUGCAGCAUAGUGUUGAGUUUUUUUUUAAAUUUAGUUAUCAGAAAAUAAAUACAUAUCCAGAUAGAAAACUUAUGGACACUAGUCUGUGUAUUAACUGGUUUCAUCUGUGUAAACUCUUCAUUUGAAAAAUAGCUCUCCAGUUUUCACAAAUUGCAAUAUAGUCAUGUAGUUGCAUGGAAUAUGCAACUAUAUAUACUUUAUUGGAUCUCAGUGAGUUAGAUUUUCAUUAGAUAAAUGGUCAAUGAAU
This is a messenger RNA of Notechis scutatus (mainland tiger snake), 2090 nucleotides long. RefSeq names its product CDV3 homolog (gene CDV3). NCBI's taxonomy places the organism in Eukaryota, Metazoa, Chordata, Lepidosauria, Squamata, Elapidae. The record is from RefSeq and is a predicted model, not a curated record. Gene Ontology annotation, cellular component: cytoplasm.